ACAGCAGUCCUGGUUGAAAGGGUCAGCACAGCAGCCCGACCACAGCUUGCUGUGCUUGGAGGGAGGAGGGGGUCCUAUCUGCAAAAGAGCUCUGUCCUUCAGCUGCUGACUUAGCACGUUGCUGCAGGAACCUGGAGAGCAUGGCUAAUAGUGCCCACAAAAGGAGAACAGGGGCCAAGGUCACUCUGCAGCAUUGUCUCGGGACAUUACCCAGUUUGGGGACAGUCCUACUAGGCUCCUCUCAGCUUAGGCUUGAUAGGAGUGUAUAAAGAGAGACAGGAAGCUGCCCCUAGGAAACCUACACUGAGACAACAGUUUUAAAUCCUUCUCGUGUUGAUCACACAAGGCAUCAUUUGCAUGACAUGCUGGCACAUCAAAUCCACUUGUGCACGUGAAGUUAUUCCCUAAUCUAGCCAUUCAAACUAGAUAGAUUAAUUCAUAUGUUUUCAGACCAGAAAAGACAAUUUAGUCAUAAGGACUCCCUGAGAACUGCACUAAGCGGCUCCAGCUGAGCUAGUGAGCAUGUUUUGGGAAGUCACCCAACAGGUGGGAGGAAAACCUUAGAGCAGGGCUGGUGUCAAGAAGGGAUGGGGGUAGGUGAUAAAUGGGGACCACAAGCCUGCCCGGAGCACUCCUCAGAAGAAACAGGGCAGUUGAUGAUAGGGCAGGGACUUUCAACAUGAACCAACACCCAGGGCUAUUCCUUAUCGUAUGCUUGAAUCACAAACUCAGUGGGGCAAGCCCUGUAAUCCCCCGAAUUAUGUGGGUACACUGAUCCUGCUCAUUGCUUAAGCAAGAAAUAUAGCAAGUUAUAAUGGAGUCGCUAGUAUUUGCAUAUCAAGAUACCCAGCAAGCCAAAGCCAGAAGUGAAAACGUCAUUUAACGCUUGAUGCUCCACCACAUAAGUCAGCUGGAGCUCCUGAACAUCCUGUGAGUCUUGGGAACAUUCAUAUAAACCUAGUCACACUUCUCUGCUGGGGGUUUGCGCAAAGGCUAGUGGAGCUUCCAGUGUGGCUUUCUCUCAGCCCCAAGCCUUUGGCAGGGGCUGGGACUGGCUGAACCUCACCACUGCCAGAUCUCUGAGCGGGCUCUGCAGUCUUCCAACGGCAGCACCUUCUCCUGAACCACGCGCAGUGAAACGCACCUCUUCCUUUCGGGUACUCCAUCUCCUUCCUUCUCUAAAACUAAUGGGGCCAGAAAUAAGACACACUUCUCCAUCCUCAUUUUCCUAGUUUUCUUUCCAUAGCUUACAUUUCUCUUCCAUGCUGCAGAUGUUCUAUCCCCUCAUUUUACUCUUUCUCUCUUCUGUUUCCCUCCCUCUCCCCCUCCCCCUGCUUUCUCUCCCUCUGCACUUUGUGAACUGCUGCUGCAGUGCUGAAGUCCAAAGUUCAGUAACUUGCUAAGCACACAGAUAAAUAUGAACCUUGGAGAAUUUACAUUGCUCCAAUGUAAACAGAUAGCCAAGGGUCCCUUUAUCAGCACUGGCUCAGGACAGUCGUGGGGGGUCUGAAGUGGCUCAAUUUUGUAUUUUGGGUUUUUUGUGUUUUUUUUUUUUUGGGGGGGGGGGUGGGGGGGGUGCGUAAAGGCGGGAGGCUGUGCUGUGCCCACUCUCCUGACAGUCGGGCGUGUUACCUCAGGAACAUGGUGUAGGGAAGCUGGAAGCAGGAUAACCUGAAAUUCAAAUCCAAGAGACACCAGCCCGAAGACCAUGGUCUCGAAGCUGAGUCACCUUCAAGUGGAGCUGCUGGGAGCGCUGCUGGAGUCAGGGCUAACCAAGGAGACCCUGAUCAAGGCGCUGAGCGAAGUGGAACCCUACGUGCUCCAGAGUGAAAGUCAGCGCGCUAUCAAUGCCCUCCAGACAGAGAAAGGGGAACCCUGUCCUGACAUCCCCAACCUCCCCAAUGGAAUGGGGGAGUCCAGGUUAUCGGAAGAUGAAACCUCUGAUGAUGGGGAGGAAUUUACUCCUCCAAUAAUGAAGGAGCUGGAAAACUUGAGCCCCGAGGAGGCUGCUCACCAGAAGGCUGUGGUGGAAAGACUAUUACAAGAAGAUCCUUGGCGAGUAGCAAAGAUGGUAAAAUCCUACCUCCAGCAGCACAAUAUCCCUCAGCGUGAGGUGGUUGACACUACUGGUCUGAACCAAUCUCACCUCUCACAACACCUCAACAAGGGCACUCCCAUGAAGACCCAAAAAAGGGCAGCCCUCUACACCUGGUAUGUCCGUAAGCAGCGAGAAGUAGCCCAGCGUAAGUAUGGCAACAACUUAAGCUGCAGUGGGCAUGUUAGGCACCCAAAUAGACAACUACUGGAAAUGCUUCCAGAAAGCAAACUCCCUUUCCCCCUUGUGCCUGCAGAAUUCACACAUGCGGGCCAGGGUAUCCUGACAGAGGAGCCCAUGGGAGAUGACCUGCCCACCAAGAAGGGAAGAAGAAAUCGCUUUAAGUGGGGUCCUGCCUCACAACAGAUCCUGUUCCAAGCCUAUGAGAGACAGAAAAACCCAAGUAAAGAAGAGAGAGAGGCACUGGUGGAAGAGUGCAACAGAGCAGAGUGUAUUCAGAGAGGUGUUUCCCCAUCUCAGGCCCAGGGCUUGGGCUCAAACCUGGUGACAGAGGUCAGAGUUUACAACUGGUUUGCCAACCGCAGGAAGGAGGAGGCUUUCCGGCACAAGCUGGCCAUGGACACUUUCAGCGGACCACAGCCCACCUCCGCUCCCCCUCUAACUCCUCACAACUCUUCCUCCCUCCAGCCACCAUCUGCUCUCUCACCCAGCAAAGUUCACGGAGUGAGGUACAACCAGCAGCCAGCCAGCGAGGCAGAGUCCUCCACCAGCAACCACCAUGGCAACAACUCUAUGGUCACCACCCAAACCAUCCUGCAUCAGGUUUCUCCCCCUGGACUGGAACCAAGCCAGAACCUACUGAGCACAGACACUAAGCUGGUUUCUACUCCUGGAGGAACUCUCCCUCCUGUCAGCACCCUGACUGCCCUGCACAGCCUAGAGCAAAAUCCACAUGCGCUGAGCCAGCAAACUCAGAACCUUAUCAUGGCAUCGCUGCCGGGUGUUAUGGCAAUUGGAGCUGGUGAGACCUCAUCCCUAGCACCAGCAUUCACCAACACAGGUGCCUCCACCCUGGUGAUAGGCCUGGCCUCAACACAGCCCCAAAGUGUACCUGUAAUAAACAGCAUGGGGAGCAGCCUCACUACCCUGCAGCCUGUCCAGUUCUCCCAGCAACUGCAUCCAUCCUACCAGCAGCCCCUCAUGCAGCAAGUCCAGAGCCACAUCAACCAGAGCCCCUUCAUGGCUACCAUGGCCCAGAUACAGAACCCUCACGCUCUCUACGGCCCCAAGUCUGAAGUGGCCCAAUACACACAUACAGGCCUCUUACCACAAACCAUGGUGAUAACAGAUACAGCCAAUCUCAGCGCUCUGACUAACCUGACACCAACUAAACAGGCAUUCACACCUGACUCAGAGACUCACACAGAGUCUGGGAUGCAUACGCCAGUGUCACAGGCGCCAACAAUACAUUUACAGAACCAAGACACAACCAUCCAGCACCUUCAGCCAGGCCCUCGCCUCACCUCAAGCCCUGCUGGUAAGAGCAGCAGCCACUAUUAUCUUUAAGUAUGUAUUGCCUAGUUACUCUUGCCAGCACUGUAACAUCUAGUUAGAAAAUGGUAAUGGGAGCUCACAAUUCUCUAAGAGGGCUCUAUCAGUGCCUUGGGGAGUUUGAAAAGCUGGUACAAGAUACAGAGCACAGUCUGUAUAAGGACAGACUGUGGAAAUGGGACCCUUAUUCAGAAUCUAGAGAGUAAAAUAACCCUAAAAAUAUUGACAAAAUCAGUGUUCAGUCCUCUGGGCAGUUUUCACGGCUGAAAAGCCCAAGACUCCCUCAUGAAGAGACUCCAGCUGGAUCUUCCCAGUUCUAAGAGAAGAACUGGGACAUUAACAAUCAACUAAAAUCCUCAAAACUGAACUCUCUGAAGG
This is a messenger RNA of Tyto alba (common barn owl), 3985 nucleotides long. It is a transcript of the gene HNF1A, whose product is annotated as HNF1 homeobox A. The coding region runs from base 1709 to 3622 and encodes 637 amino acids. Lineage: Eukaryota; Metazoa; Chordata; Aves; Strigiformes; Tytonidae. The record is from RefSeq and is a predicted model, not a curated record. Gene Ontology annotation, cellular component: nucleus. Gene Ontology annotation, molecular function: RNA polymerase II cis-regulatory region sequence-specific DNA binding; DNA-binding transcription factor activity, RNA polymerase II-specific. Gene Ontology annotation, biological process: insulin secretion; pancreas development; liver development. The transcript has 9 exons.